AUGAUCCCCACUAGUGAGGCUAUUACGGCUUAUGGAUUUGCAGGAUCAAUCCUUGCGCUGAUGCUCAUAUUUGCAUUCAUUAUACAUCCUGUCACACGGGUGUUGCCGUUUUCUGUGCAAGCUGCAGUUCGGGGAUGGGUAUCUGGGUUAGCGCAGAGUGGGUUCAAGGUUUUGAUCAAUAAAGCAUUUGAAGUCGAGCUGAUAGGCGAUAAAAUCGACCCCAAUGAAUCUGCAAUAGUUAUUCUGAACCACUCAUCCAGCUUGGACUACCCGCUAGUAACCACACUUGCUGCGGAACAUGGGGUGGGGAACAACUAUUUCUUUUUUUCUCACCGUAGACUAAUAAAGCUACCGACUCUGCCAGUUAUGUGGAGUGUGUGGCGAGCAAAUGGUAAUUGGACUGCUCCUUCACAUAUGCUCAGUUACGUUUUCCGUGAUGUCCCCCAUAAAGCCCCGAGAUCUGGGCCUAAAUGGGUUGUGCUGUUCCCAGAAGUGAAUGAGUUCAACCCAGCAUCGCACCGUGAACACCAGCUGAUUUGCUGUGCAGCAGGUGCCCCUCUGCUGAAACAUUUGCUUUAUCCGAGAUACCCAGCUUUUGUUCAGGCAGUGGAGUAUUUUAGGCACUCGGAGAUAACGACUGUCUAUGACCUCACCGUCCAGUAUCAAGCAGUUUCAAGACCUUUCCGCAAAGAAGUACCCACCUGGCGUGAGUUUAUUUGCUCGCGCAAGUUGUGGAAAGUUACAAUAAUUGUCAAUAAACACGCUAUUACUGACAUUGGAAACAAGCCUAAGGCGAUGCAAAAAUGGCUGGAAAAAACCUGGUACAGGAAAGACCAUAUACUCGAAAAACGCGAGAGGAAAGCAAAGUAG
Wickerhamiella sorbophila is the source of this 870-nucleotide messenger RNA. RefSeq names its product putative 1-acyl-sn-glycerol-3-phosphate acyltransferase 5. Gene Ontology annotation, molecular function: acyltransferase activity. The coding region runs from base 1 to 870 and encodes 289 amino acids. The record is from RefSeq and is a predicted model, not a curated record. The transcript has a single exon. Gene Ontology annotation, cellular component: endomembrane system. NCBI's taxonomy places the organism in Eukaryota, Fungi, Ascomycota, Dipodascomycetes, Dipodascales, Trichomonascaceae.